Dendrobium catenatum is the source of this 3629-nucleotide messenger RNA. RefSeq lists its product as uncharacterized. Bases 1 to 3378 code for a protein of 1125 amino acids. The transcript has 22 exons. Lineage: Eukaryota; Viridiplantae; Streptophyta; Magnoliopsida; Asparagales; Orchidaceae. The record is from RefSeq and is a predicted model, not a curated record.
AUGCUCAGCAUUUGUGAUGACGAGGAAAUUAGGAAGGAGCCAUCUUUCCACCUUGCAAAUAAGGUAUCUGAUGGAGAUCAAGAAUCUAGACCUCCUCUGAUAGAGAAAUAUCCAUUGGGUAGCAUCUCGAACUCGCCACUAUUUCACAAAAGCGGCAACUUCCUAUCACCCAAAGUUCUACCACCUGUGAAAUUUCAUUCUGGCUUAGUGGGAAUUCAUCCUAGUACUUAUGCGGAAGAUUCCGAGGAUGAUAAUGAGAGCAUGGCCUCCAGUUUUGGAGGUCACUGUGCUUAUUAUCCUGACACAUUCGAAGAGGAUGGUAUGGAGUCAAGUGACUCCAAUCAAUUUUGGAAAGCAAAAAAUAUGAGCCAUGAAGAAGAGAUUAAACGAAAAUUUGAAUCAACAUGUGAUGAGUCAAUAAGAGAGCUAGGUAGAACAUUAAGGCGAACUCUCAUCCGAGUACCAUCAAAACAUAACUUAAAGGUUGAGCUGCCUUUAAAUGGUGGUUUCAUAGAUAUGAACUCAACUUCCAGUGCCUAUAUCUCUAAUCAUGAGCAUUUCGGCUUCACGGAUUCAACCUGUUACCUUCAUGAUGAUUACAUGCCCAAAAGGUUUGAAGAUCUAGGAACACCGAGUGCUCCUCCAAUAAUGGAUUGUGGAAGAGAAGAAAGCAUCCCUGCAAAAGCAAGCUCUGAAAGCAUUGAAAUCUCCUCAGAUUUGGAAUGCCAGAUGCAAGAUGCAACAUACCCGCCAAUACGUGUUGAAAAUUCGUGGCAAUCUUUUGUUGCAUAUGAUGCAUGCUUCCGUUUGUGCUUGAAUGCGUGGGCAAGGAACUGCAUGGAAGCCCCAGAAUUUCUUAGAGAUGAAUGCAUAAUGCUACGUGAUGCCUUUGGGAUUCAAAAGUAUCUAUUGCAACCACGAGGCCAUCUCCAGGGGGAAGGAAAACCUACAAGCAGUGCCGAUGCCGAUGGAACAUGUACAAGAAAAGAUAGAAAAAAUAUUUGGAAAAUCGAGGUGGAAGUGAAAAAGAUCUGCAGUGUACCACGAAGACCAAAGCUUCGAUGUACCUAUUCUAGUCCAAAAUUAGUUAUGCAAGCUAGUACUGAAUAUGUCCAACAUGCAACUGCACUCUUAAAAAAUAAAAUCAAUACAAUAAAAGCAGUUUCAUUUCCAGAUACUUGUGAAGAUUCUCCCUCAUGUUUACUUCAAUUAUAUAGCUCUUGUGAAGAAGAACUUCUGAGUUCCGUUUUCCCAGUCCGGUUGACACCCGGGACUGGCGAGUCUCAUAUCUUUUAUCCGGAGAGCCAAGGAGAAGUUAUUUUGAUUCAGGUGCAGGAUAUCAACAGCGUGAAUCUAGGUCAGACAAAGAUUCCAAUUUCUUUGUUGGUAUCUGAAGCACAACAAGGAGAAAAAGUAAAGUGGUGGCCAAUGUAUUUGGAGGAUCGAGGAUAUGUGGGAAAAAUUCAAUUAUCUACAAGUGUUUCUAACUCUUCUGACAAGAUGAAUUCCUCUAAGGUUCUGCAGACUGGUCCACCUGUAGAAACUCUUAUCUAUGAUCUCGUAAUGGAGGCAUCUAUGCGUGCUUGCGAUUUCCAUGCAAAAAAUUUGCGGAUUCAUGGACCAUGGAAGUGGCUUCUAAAUGAGUUUUCUGGUUACUAUGGUGUGACUUCUGCAUAUACGAAACUUAGGUACUUAUCAUAUGUCAUAAAUAUCUCAGUGCCCACCAAAGAAUGUUUGGAACUAAUAUGUGAAUUACUUGAACCUAUUCUUAAGGCUCGAAAUGAAAGAAAUCUUACCAGACAAGAGAGAAGUAUAUUGUUUGAUUGUGAAGAUCAAAUAAAAUAUCUUUUGGCUACUACUUUUCAAAAUUACAAGUCCUUGGAUGAGAACUCUUCAACAGGACUUGCAAACUUCUUUGGUCCAACUCCAGAAACUGCUUCACCUGCAUUAACUCCUGCAAUAAAACUCUUCAGCCUUCUGCAUGAUAUACUCUCUCAAGAAGGUCAAAACACAUUGCGGAAUUAUUUCAAGACUGCUGCAGCAAAAAGGUGUAGAAGAUAUUUGGUAGACACAGAAGAAUUCAUGUCAGUGAACUGUGAUGUCACAGAACCAAUAACGAUCUCAACUGCUUAUUCUAAAAUGAGGACAUUAUGUUUGAAUAUAAGCGGCGAGAUUCAAGCUGAUAUGAAAAUUCAGAACCAGAACAUACUUCCUAGCUGCAUCGAUCUCCCAAAUACCGCGGCUUCUAUUUAUAGUGUUCAGCUCUGUCAGAGGCUUAAGAAUUUCCUAUCAGCUUUUCCACCUUCCAAACCAGCACCACAUGUAAUUGAACUGCUAGUUGUUACUGCUGACUUUGAAAGAGAUCUCAAUUCAUGGAGCAUCAGCCCGGUUCAUGGAGGAGUAAUCUCAAGAGAUCUAUUCCAUUAUUACAUAGAGAUCUGGAUCAAGGAUGCCCAGUACCAGUUAGUUGAAAAUUGCAAAGCGGAGAAGGUUAUCUGCUCUGGAAUCUCAACUCAUUAUGCCACAUCACCCUUUGUGGAAGAUUUGUAUGACCGCAUCAGGGAUAGCUUAAAUGAGUACAAGGUAGUGGUCAAUAGAUGGCCGCAGUAUUUGCUAAGCAUAGAGAGUGCUGUCACCCAUAUUGAACAAGCGAUAAUAAAAGCCCUGGAGAAGCAAUACAGUGAUGUUCUGUUGCCUUUAAAAGAUGGAGUUCCAAAGAAGAUUGAGAAGCAUGUGCAGAAGCUUACAAGAAGGCAAUCUACAGCAGUCUAUACAGUUCCAAAUGAGUUGGGAAUCUUCUUAAACACCAUGAAAAGAAUACUUGAUGUACACCACUGCAGGGUAGAAGAAAUCCUAAAAUCUGCCGCUUCAUUUUGGACACUCGUCAGUGAAAAUGAGAACUUCGGGGAGAGGACUAAUGGAAUCACUAUCAUGUUGAGGACAAAUUACAAGAAUUAUAAGCAAGCUAUCAUAAAGAUGCUUGUUAAUAAUACUGAUGAAAACAGAAGUACAAGGCUAAAGAAAAUUCUUGAGGAAACUAAAGAGACAAAGGGAGAAGCUGAGAUUCGAGAACGGAUGCAAUCCCUCUGCAUCCAGCUGACUGAUUCUAUUCGCAAUCUGCAUGGUGCUUUCACUAGCAAAAUUUUUGUAGAAAUUUGCAGGGACUUCUGGGAUAAAAUGGGACAGAUUGUGUUGAGCUUUCUUGAGAGUCGGAAGGAGAAUAGGUUGUGGUAUCGAGGAUCUGGUUCUGGCUAUGUUCUUGGGAUAUUGGAUGAUGUUUUUGCCUCAGAAAUGCAGACACUGCAAGGAAACUCUAUACAUGACAAAGACUUGGAACCUCCAAGAUCAGUAAUCGAGGCACGUUCCAUUCUUAGCUGAAAUACUCCACAAUUUUUUGUGUUUCUUAAUGUUUUUAAUAUUUAUAUUCAUUAUUUAAUCUAUAUAAUCUCCAAUGGCAUAGCAUAAACCUGGUUGUGGACUUCCAAAAAGAGUUUUCUAGUGCUGGAAACCUACACAAACAAGAAGCUACCUUGAUGUAGUUAGUAGUGAAGCAAUUUAUUUUAGAAAAGCAUUUGUAAGACUGCAAUGUAUUUUAGUUAUGUCAUUGUUAAUUUUGUAGAAGUGUUAGC